AUGGACAAUAAACUGGACUUUCUCUUUUUAACAGAAACAUGGCACAAACCCCUGGACUACUUUUCCCUCAAUCAGGCCACCCCCACAGGCUACACCUAUAUUGAUAAACCCCGCCUAGAAGGCAGAGGUGGCGGCAUUGCAACAAUUCACAAUAAGGAUCUCAAAAUCAUUUCACUUUCCAUGCCAACCGUCUCCUCCUUUGAACAUGUUGCUCUCAAACUCCCUGGUUCCCCCCCUCUCAUUAUUGCUAUUAUCUACCGCCCACCUAAACCAAGCCCAGAUUUUCUGACUGACCUUUCUGACCUCCUCACACAGCUCUGUGCCCUCUCCCCAUCCGUUCUCCUCCUCGGUGACUUCAACAUCCACAUUGACAACCCCAGUUGCAGUCUAGCCCGUGAAUUUCUGGACAUCCUACAAUGCUUCAGCUUCACCCAACACUGCCAUUUCCCCACCCAUAACCAUGGCCACACCCUGGACCUUAUCUGUUCAACCGGCCUGGAAACAUCCCCCCCCUCCUGCCACGAUCUCCAUAUCUCUGAUCACUUACUUAUCAAAACAGUUAUAACCCUCCCCGACCCACCCACCAGACUCAAACGAACCAUCAACUUCCGGAACCUCAAAUCAAUCAGCCCAUCUGCCCUCACCGCCGCUCUCUCUCUCAACCUCACCACAUCACCCCCACAAGCGUCCGAUAACCCCUCUGAUCUUGUCACCUACUACAACCAGACUCUCUCCUCCUGUCUGAACCUACUUGCCCCUGUAAAAAGCAAAUCCGUCACAUUCGCCCGCUCUGCUCCUUGGUACACCCCAGCACUCCACCAGCUGAAACAAAAAAAACGCCAACUUGAAAGACUCUACAGGAAAACCGGACUCACAAUUCACCUCCAGCUCUAUAGAGAUCACCUCCAUCAGUACAAAGCCACCCUCAACUCCGCCCGCUCAGCAUACUACUCCAACAUCAUUCACUCUGGCUCCAGCAACCCCAGGACCCUGUUCUCCACCAUCAACUCACUUCUGGCACCACAUGACAACAGCACUUCAACCUUCACACCAGACAAAUGCCAGACUUUCCUUCAGUUCUUCCAGUCCAAAAUAGACAACAUCUACAACAGCCUCCAGUCCGCAACUUCCGCCCCCACACCCCACCCCAAGUCCCCCCCUUGUGCUCCCCCCACACCUCUGCUCAGCCCCUAUCCCAGUUUUCCCCCAUCUCUCAUGCCCAACUCUCCCAGUUAA
Xyrichtys novacula (pearly razorfish) is the source of this 1236-nucleotide messenger RNA. NCBI's taxonomy places the organism in Eukaryota, Metazoa, Chordata, Actinopteri, Labriformes, Labridae. The record is from the annotation of a GenBank genome assembly.